Messenger RNA from Helianthus annuus (common sunflower), 882 nucleotides. RefSeq lists its product as uncharacterized. NCBI's taxonomy places the organism in Eukaryota, Viridiplantae, Streptophyta, Magnoliopsida, Asterales, Asteraceae. The transcript has a single exon. The coding region runs from base 1 to 882 and encodes 293 amino acids. The record is from RefSeq and is a predicted model, not a curated record.
AUGGAAGCGCUCUCUUGUUUGAUUGCUAAGGCUAGUGUGUCGGGGUGUUUUAAAGGUAUUGUUUUGCCUAAUGGGGGCCCUUUAGUUUCCCACUUAUUUUAUGCCUAUGAUGCGUUGAUUUUGGGAGAAUGGGAGGAGGAUAAUUUCAAAGCGGUCGCUAGGAUCCUUAGGGUUUUUUUUCCGUGUUCGGGACUUAAAAUUAAUUUUAACAAGUCUAAUCUUUAUGGAGUUGGAACCGAAGAUGCGGAUGUCGUUCAAAUGGCGUCGAUAGUGGGGUGUGAAAGGGGUUCUUCUCCAUUUACGUAUUUGGGAAUCCAGUUGGGAGCUAAUAUGAAUAGGGUGAGGAAUUGGGAUCCUAUUUUUGGGAUCUUCAAAAAUCGGUUGGCUUCGUGGAAAGCUCAUUCGUUGUCCAUCGUCGGUCGUGUAGUUCUUAUUAAAGCGGUUUUAGAGAGCCCCCCAAUUUAUUAUUUUUCUAUUUUUAAGGCGCCAGUUAAAGUGGUAGAUAAGUUAGAAUCCCUUAUGAAAAACUUCCUUUGGGGUGGAUCGGAAGAGGUGAGAAAAACUCACUGGGUGGCGUGGGAGAAGGUCUCGCGUUCUAAAAAAGAUGGAGAGCUCGGUUUGUGUAAACUCAAGCUAGUUAACGAGGCGCUCUUGGCUAAAUGGGUGUGGAGGUUCAAACUGGAAGAUAAUAGUUUGUGGAAAAGAGUGAUUAUGGUUUGUCAUGGUAGGAAAAGAAGGUGGUCGUUUUUGCCAUCUAAUCCGUCGGUUCCUGGAGUUUGGAAUAAUAUUAGGAAGAUGGAGGAAAAGCUGAUUGUGAAUGGUAAGAGAAUUCACAGUUUAGUUAAAGGAGUGGUGGGAAAUGGAAAUAAUAUUAGAUUCUGA